AUGGAGCUCGGCGCGGCGCGGCUGCUGGCGGUCCUGCUGUGCCUGGCUCCUGUUUUUGCAGGUUUAUUUAUUUCUCUGGAUCAGCCAACCCUUAGCAUCCAAAAAGAUAUCCUCACAAUAAUGGCAAACAACACACUAAAUAUUACUUGCAGCGGUCAGAGACCACUGGAGUGGUCGUGGCCAAGCAAGCAGAGCAAUGCUGGGAGGCGGAUCUCCGUGACAGACUGCAGUGAUGGCCCCUACUGCAAGACACUUACUCUGAGCAAAGUCAUUGGCAAUGACACAGGGGACUACAAGUGCCUUUACAGGGACAACCAGGCAGCUACUACCAUUUAUGUUUAUGUUCAAGAUUACAGAUCGCCAUUUGUGACCUCAGUUGGUGAUCAGCUUGGCAUUGUAUACAUCACUAAGAAUAAAACUGUGGUAGUGCCGUGCCUUGGAACCGUAUCAAAUCUCAAUGUGUCUCUGCAUGCGAAAUAUCCAGAAAAGAUAUUUGUUCCUGAUGGUAAAUCCAUUUCGUGGAAUAAUAAAAAAGGCUUCACUAUACCCAGUCAUUUAAUCAACUAUGCAGGCAUGGUCUUCUGCGAAGCUAAAAUAGAUGAUGAAAGCUACCAGUCUGUGAUAUACAUAGUUGCAGUUGUAGGGUACCGAAUUUAUGACCUGACAAUGAGCCCACAUGACGAAGUAGAGCUGGCAGUGGGAGAAAAACUUGUUCUCAAUUGCACUGUAAGGACAGAGCUGAAUGUGGGAAUCGAUUUUAAAUGGGACUAUCCUUCCAUCAAGGAAAAACGUGCCACUAUUAGGGAUGUAAAAACCACUGCAGGAGAAGUAAAGAAGUUUGUGAGCACCCUCACCAUUGACAGUGUGUCCUUAAGUGACAAAGGUCGAUAUACUUGUGCAGCAUCCAGUGGUCGUAUGAACAUGAAAAACAGCAGUUACUUCGUUAUCCAUGAAAGUCCUUUUAUUCACCUGGAGAAAAUGGAGAAUGUCGUUGAGACAAGAUUAGGUGACACAGUCAAAAUUCCUGUUAAGUUUAAAGGAUAUCCUCCACCAGAGGCUAAAUGGUAUAAAAAUGGAAAAGCCAUCUAUGCAAAUCAUACAGUUAAACUUGGCUAUGCAUUAGUGAUCACUGAAGCAACUGAAAAGGACGCAGGGAAUUACACGGUUGUCCUUACAAACCCCAUUAACAAGAUGCAGAAAAGACAUACAUUUACCCUGCUGGUGAAUGUGCCUCCCCAGAUCGGUGAGAAUGCGCUGAUGGCCCCCAUGGACUCCUACAAGUACGGCUCGACGCAGGCGCUCACCUGCACCGUCUACGCCGUGCCGCCAGCCAGCACCGUGCUCUGGCACUGGCAGCUGGAGGAGGAGUGCACCUUCAGCCCCCAGAAAGUUCGCUCAGGAGCUAAUCCAUAUGCAUGCAAGAAAUGGAAAGUGAUCUCAGAGAGAAAGGGUGGGAAUCAGGUUGAAAUUAAGCACCGAGUCGUUACUAUUGCUGGGAAAACAAAGACUGUGAGCACCCUCGUGAUUCAAGCAGCGAAUGUGUCUGCUUUGUACAGAUGUAUGGCUACAAACAAGGCUGGGUCAAGUGAGAGAGUGAUCUCCUUCCAUGUGACCAGGGGUCUUGAAAUUAAUCUCCAGCCUCAGAAUCAACUGACAGAGAAGGAUAACAUGUCCUUACGAUGCACAGCAGACAAAUUCACCUUUGAGAAGCUGUCAUGGUACAAACUCAGUGCUCAUGUUUCGCAGACUCCCUUUGGAGGGCUGCCCAUGCCUGUUUGCAAGAACCUCAACGCUCUCCAGAAGCUGAAUGAGACAGUUUCAAAUACCAAUGGUGAAAAUGUCACCUUAGAGCUCAUCCUUCGCAACAUCUCCCUCCAAGAUGGAGGGGACUAUGUUUGCAUUGCUCAGGACAAAAAGUCUAAAACACAGCACUGCCUGGUGAAGCACCUCACUGUUCAAGAGCCCAUGGCACCCACACUUGUUGGAAAUCUGGAAAAUCAAACAACAAAUAUUGGUGAAACUAUAGAAGUGUCAUGUGCAGUGAAUGGCAUUCCUCCUCCAAGCAUUAUGUGGUUUAAAAAUAACGAGACACUUGUGGAAGAUUCAGGUAUUGUUUUGAAAGACAGGAACAAAACACUAACCAUCCGUCGAGUGAGGAAAGAAGAUGGAGGGCUGUACACCUGCCUUGCAUGCAAUGCCCUUGGAUGCAGCAAAGCAGUGGCUUUUUUUUCAGUGGAAGGCGCUGAAGAGAAAACAAAUCUGGAGCUCAUUAUCCUCGUUGGCACUGCAGUGAUUGCCAUGUUCUUCUGGUUGCUUCUUGUAAUCAUCCUCCGGACCGUUAAGCGGGCCAAUGGAGGGGACAUGAAGACUGGCUACUUGUCAAUCAUCAUGGAUCCAGAUGAAGUCCCUAUAGAUGAGCACUGUGAGCGGCUCCCAUAUGAUGCCAGCAAAUGGGAGUUUCCCAGAGACCGGCUGAAGCUAGGUAAACCUCUUGGACGUGGAGCUUUUGGCCAGGUCAUAGAAGCAGAUGCAUUUGGGAUUGACAAAACUUCUACCUGCAAAACAGUGGCAGUGAAAAUGCUGAAAGAAGGGGCAACCCAUAGUGAGCACAGAGCACUUAUGUCAGAGCUGAAGAUACUCAUUCAUAUUGGCCAUCAUCUCAAUGUUGUCAAUUUACUUGGAGCCUGCACAAAGCCGGGAGGCCCACUCAUGGUGAUUGUGGAAUAUUGCAAAUUCGGAAAUCUGUCAGCUUACCUACGGAGCAAGAGGAGUGAAUUUGUCCCGUACAAGACCAAAUGUGCCAGAUUUCGUCAGGGGAAAGAGAACUACGUUGGUGAUGUCUCUUCUGACCUGAAGCGACGGCUGGACAGCAUCACAAGCAGCCAGAGCUCAGCAAGCUCUGGCUUUGUGGAGGAGCGGUCCCUAAGUGACGUGGAAGAGGAGGAUGCUGGUCCUGAAGACCUUUGCAAGAACCCUUUGACCAUGGAGGACCUCAUCUGUUAUAGCUUCCAGGUGGCGAGGGGAAUGGAGUUCUUGGCUUCACGCAAAUGCAUCCACAGGGACCUGGCUGCUCGUAAUAUCCUCUUGUCAGACAAUAAUGUGGUCAAAAUCUGUGAUUUUGGCUUGGCUCGAGACAUCUACAAAGACCCAGAUUACGUCAGGAAAGGAGAUGCCAGACUACCCCUAAAAUGGAUGGCACCAGAAACCAUUUUUGAUAGAGUAUAUACCAUUCAGAGUGAUGUAUGGUCCUUUGGAGUGCUGCUGUGGGAAAUAUUCUCAUUAGGUGCAUCACCAUACCCCGGAGUGAAAAUUGAUGAGGAAUUUUGCAGAAGACUGAAAGAAGGAACAAGAAUGAGAGCACCAGACUAUACAACACCAGAAAUGUACCAAACAAUGUUGGAUUGCUGGCAUGGAGAUCCUAAGCAGAGACCAACUUUUUCAGAGCUGGUGGAGCACUUGGGGAACUUACUGCAAGCCAAUGUCCGUCAGGAUGGUAAAGACUACGUUGUCCUUCCUUUGUCAGUAUCAUUGAAUAUGGAAGAGGAUUCAGGUCUCUCUCUCCCAACUUCACCUGCUUCCUGUAGGGAGGAAGAGGAAGUCUGUGAUCCUAAAUUCCAUUAUGACAACACAGCAGGAAUUAGUCAGUACCGACAAGGUAGCAAGAGAAAAAGCCGCCCCGCGAGUGUAAAAACAUUUGAAGAUGUCCCAUUGGUAACCACUGUAAAAGUUGUUCAGGAGGAAAACCAGACAGAUAGUGGGAUGGUUCUUGCAUCUGAAGAGCUGAAGGCAUUGGAAGAGAGUGAAAAACAAGUGAAAAUAUCCUUUAGCACGCUGGUGCCCAGCAAGAGUAAUGAGUCUGUCAUGUCCGAGGCCUCCAACCAGACGAGCGGGUACCAGUCAGGAUACCACUCGGAUGACAUGGACACCACCGUCUACUCCAGCGAGGAAACGGAACUCUUGUGUGCCCAGGAGGCUUCGCCCCCGCUCUGCCGCGCUCACGGGCUCCCCUACGAGAGCCCCGCGCCACUCUAG
Messenger RNA from Cinclus cinclus, 4032 nucleotides. RefSeq names its product kinase insert domain receptor (gene KDR). Gene Ontology annotation, cellular component: membrane; signaling receptor complex. The transcript has 30 exons. Gene Ontology annotation, biological process: endothelial cell differentiation; vascular endothelial growth factor receptor signaling pathway; protein phosphorylation. The coding region runs from base 1 to 4032 and encodes 1343 amino acids. NCBI's taxonomy places the organism in Eukaryota, Metazoa, Chordata, Aves, Passeriformes, Cinclidae. Gene Ontology annotation, molecular function: growth factor binding; vascular endothelial growth factor receptor activity; ATP binding. The record is from RefSeq and is a predicted model, not a curated record.